AUGGAGCUACAGGAGGUGAAAAAUAACGCGGAAUUCGAUAAAAUUUUGGCUGAUUAUUCCAGGUGAGUUACCGUCAAUCUUUUUGUACAUCCAUGUAGAAAGUAUUAAUUUAAAAACCAAGCCGGUCAAGAUAGUACAGUCUUACAAUGAGUUCAUUGAGCGACAAGGAAAAAGGUCUUGAAACGUACCCAGCUGAAGAGAGGAUUGAGGAACAUAGUUCAUACUAAGGAGUUUUUCUUUUCAGCUCUUAAGCGAACUGCCCAAGAUGACGUUGUCUCAAAAAGAAAUUUAGCAGGAGAGUUCGCGUUUUUAUUCAACUUACAGACUGGAUCAGUGGAGAAUUGUUGUGAUCACUUAAAUUGUUUAAUAAAAUAAAUAAAAUUAAUACAAAUAUGUUAAGACAAAACCAAUUAAGAUUGUUGCAGUGAUCUAAGCAAUUAAACAAAGGUUUACAAAAGAAAUGUAUUCUUAAAGAACGUGGGAGACAGGGCAUACAUACAUUAGUAAAGCGGGACAACACGGAGAAUUUAUAGCCAUUUUUCUGUGAAUUUACUCAGCUCUAUGAUCGAGAAGUACACCCAGAGCUGUACAUGUAUACGAAGCUAGGGGGUUUGCAUAUCAUGCCAAAGAACUGUCUUUAUAGGUCUAUUUUUUGAAGUGCGAGUGAUCUACGUUUUUUAUUGUGGAACUUUGUUGGUUUUUAAUUCACAAACAUAAAUUACUGUACAAGGCUGGGAAUGGUUAUUUUAAGUCUAUCAAUAAUUGAUCAUCACAGAACUGACCACUCCUAAUAUUAUAUAGUCAUUGACUGGUACAUUUUUCUAAAGAAAGGGUUUUUAUAGGGGUUCUGGUUACCGUAUUUACUCACAAUAUUUUUGUCCAGGAAUCUGGUAACUGGCUGUUACUGCCUGUGAGUGUUCCUGUACAAGUGUGUACAGUGGUAUUAACUCAUAGAGGGUACUAAAUUCAAGCCAAGUGAGUAAAAAACCAACCUAAUCCUGGGUACCUGAAGUUUUUUCUUUAUAAUUAGCUAAUACCAAUGGUUUGCAUUGAGCCACGAAAGCAAGGUGUGAAGCGCCAAGAAAGGAUAAAAAAAAAUGUCACAGGAGAGUUUUGUCAAAUCAUCCUAGGUAUUUAGAGAAUGGACCUGUAUAGCUAGGGUACUAUUAAAGUAACUUAGAAAAUUGGGAAAUAACCUUCAUUAAGUGGCCUCCUAUUACACUCUCUAUGAUGUACAUAGCAUGCCAAAAAAAAAAAAAAAAGGUGACAAUUGCAACAAAAGACACUUCCUAAUAAUCAUCUGAUGUAUACAAAUGAAAACAGCAAGCACUACAUGUUUGCUGAAAUCUUUGGACUUAUUUGUCAGCUUAAAUGAAACCGCUACCCCAAAUUCUUAAUCUCAAGAACCAUGUGUAUAUUAAAACGCUUUAAGUCCAAAGGCUGACCAACAUCAAUUUCCUACAAUCAACAGAAAAGGUUAUGACAAUAAUGCUUUAAUGGCAAAUGCUUUUAUCUUUGAACAAAUUCUUUCAACCAGUUCAAUGAGAAAAUGUAUGGCAAUCAGUCUAGAGAAUUUGUAUGUGAUUAUUGGGUUAAAGGUCUAUGUUUGCCCUAAUUUGGACAUGUUUAAUUACAUCAGUGUUCAGGGUAAGGGUCAGUCUGCACAUAGUUAUCUACCGAGUACUGACAGUGUUGUCUCAAAGUCCUUAAAGAGUUUUUUUUUUUUCACAGUUUCCUAACAGUGAUUCAUUUUCAUGCAUCAUGGGCUGCUCAGUGUACACAGAUGAAUGAUGUAAUGACUGAACUAGCUAAAGACAACACACAUGUUAAAUUUUAUAAGGUAAAUGUAACCCUAAUUAUAUAUAACCCUUUGACUCUUAGAACAAGUUAUGGCAAGAUAAUUUGUCUACCUAACUUCUUAAUCUGUGAAUGAAAUCCUGUAUUAAUCAUCAUUCAAAAUGUGAAACAUCUUCCGUAGAACUUGUAUGUAAUACCAUUGAUUUAUGUCUGAGGAUUUUUGUACCAGAAGAUUUUUGUAAUGUUUGUGAAUUUUUUAAACAUCUCAGUCAGUCUGGCAGCUAUUUGAAGUGAAGGGGCUAAUUACUAUUAGAAACAGAGAAACCUAUUUUAAAUGGUUUUCUAUUAAAAUUAAUAAAUUAUAUUAAUAUUAAUAUAAUUAUACACGGCAUUAAUUAUUAUAAACAACAAAGCUGACUGCUUUUGUCAAAUUUUCUUAAUGUUCUAGCUCGAGGCAGAAAAUUUACCAGAAGUGUCACAUAAAUAUGAAAUCAGUGCUGUUCCCACAUUUCUUUUUUUUAAGGUAAGUAACUUCUGUCUUUUUAUGGCAGACCAUAGGAAUUCCUUUUUGAGGGAAAUUCACAAAUAGCUUUCUAGUACUUGUAUUUCUUCAUCAAAAAGAUUGCCAGAAGGAUCAGACCAAUUAUUGAAUUUUAAAUAAAGCUCAAUUCAAUUAGCACCAGUUUCACCUGUAAUUUUAAAAACUUCAAGGGAAGAAUUAUUAGCACUAGUAGCAGUAUGACAAUUCUUCAAGAAUUAAUCCAUUUUAUCUUAGCAAUCUUCCAGGUAAAGUGUUAUUGAAAAUGGCAUUCAUGCACAAUCAUAGCCAUUUUGAAAAGUUUUAAUUUACUCAUAGUUUUCGUAUGUUUUAUUUGUGAAAGGUGUUCUCUUUUCUAGUGACAGGGUAAGCGCAGACCCUGGAAAAUCAUGAAAAGUCCUGGAGCUGCUUUUUGUACAUUUUGGUAGUUUCUUGGUGUUGUGGAUGGGUUUGAUCACCAAAUGACAUGAUACAAAAUAUUGAAAAGAUGCUGAAAAAUACCCACUCCACAAAACAAAAGUGGACCAACAAUAGUAUCCACAAUGCUCACCAAGAAACACCUGGCUCCAGUUGUUUAAAAGUUGGAUAGCGCUAUCCACCGGAUAUUUAUCACUACCCAGCGGAUAGCUUAAUCGCUUUCCCUAGUACUUAUCUGCUGGAUACUGAUUUAUCCGGUGGAUAGUGCUGUCCAACAUUUAAACAACCAGGGCCUGAAAAUUUCAAGGAUUUGAAACAUUUUUCUAGUAUUGAGCAUCGAGUUUUGGAUGAAAAAUUCCAACAACUGAUUGGAAGAUGUAGAUUUUUCAGCCCUGGAAAAAUUUUGCCUUAGUCCUCAAAAAAAUAUUUUUAAAAUGGCACAAAUCAUGAGAAUUUAAAACAAGAUGCCUAAAAUGCUUGUUAAUACAUUGAUGUAUCAAAAGUUGAACAUUGUUGCUUUUUUUUAGAACCAGAAAGUUGUUGAUCGGUUGGAUGGAGCAAAUGCCCCCAGCUUGACCAAGAAAGUACAACAUCAUGCAAAUGUCAUCACACCAGCUGUUACAUCAGCAAAUCAACAGGAAACUAAGAAGGUACAUCUGUUUUAGUGUUUGGUUUAUAGCCUGUACAAGGCCCCAAGAUAGUAAGGAACUUAACAGAUGGAGAAAAGUUGGGCAAAAACUGUCUAGGGCCUGGGGACAGAGGAGGAAGUGGAGACUAUAAGCAUCAUUUUCAAUACCUCAUUCCGGUAUACCAGCCACUGGUAUACCCUAUGAUUAGUCAACCUUGACAGUUUACGUCAACACUUAUGCGAAACUUGGCUUCGCACACACAAACAAACAUGGCAAGCUAGUGAAACUCUCCUACACUGAACAUUUUCACAUUUUGACACGAGGUACAGCUUUUCUGGGAGUGGGCAAGGUAGUAAGCUACCUUAGGUAUUCAGGCUCCCCCCUCUCUCUUCUUCACUGUUUCUACUCACUUAAUUUUUCGCUGCUUACCCACCUUUUUGGCUAAUUAGUCUGCACUGACUAAGAGCCUGCCACAGGCUUUUUAGUUUAUUUCUAUUGUGUAGUAGACAGCAACAGAAGCUGCAUGGGCACUCAAGAUUUCUAAGGCUCUAAACUUAAUGCUUCCUUCUUUUCGGAGCACAGCCUUAGUAUAAAGUUUUUUGAUCAAGUGAAUUAUACCAUUAAUUUGUAAUUAUUAUUGUGGUAAUUUUGUUUCCUUCCACAGGACAUAAAUACCAGAUUAAAAAACAUCAUAAAUGGAGCUCCUUGUGUGUUGUUUAUGAAGGGAUCCCCUCAGGAACCUCGCUGUGGUUUGUGUCAUUAUAAUUUAUUUUUGGUGCUUUACCUGUUAUAUAUCAUUGCUCUUGGCCAUCUUUCUUUUAAUUUUUGUAUCAAACCUUCAUAGUAGUUGUAUACUCAUGAAUACAGAUAUACUUCCUCAGCUUCAUUGUUAUUUUUGUUUUUAGUAAAAUAAUACUCUGAGCAACUGCUAAAACAGAAUAACACUUUGUUUUUCUCUGAAGUUUUAGCCUGUUCCAGGUGUUGAAAUAGUGUAGAAUGGUACAAAAUGGAGAGCAGAUAGAAAGAAAAAAAAUGCUGAGUAGUUGGAGAGGGAGAAAGGAGGGAGUCAUGGUAUUCUCUUUGAACCAUAUCUUCCUUUUUUUUCCCUACCCUACCCCCCUCACUAUUUUUUCUUGCUCUCGUCUAUUUGCAACAUCCCCAUAAUGGGAAUAGCCUUAUGAAAUUUAGGAAUACUUUUGAAGUUCAAGCUGAUGUGUAUAUAUUUACAGGUCAAAAUUAACGGUAAAUUUCCUCUGUCUCCUAGUUCUAAUUCAUGAAAUAAUUAGGGCUAGGAGACUAAGGAAAUUUAGAAUCAACUUGGGUUGAAAAAUUUUAACCUUAAUUUAAUUUUGACCUGUAACAUCACAUUUGUUUACAUUUAAUACAGGAUUCAGCAGACAGAUGGUGGAAAUAUUAAAUGCUCAUGGAACAAAAUACAGUCAUUUUGACAUUUUUACAGAUAAUGAAGUUAGACAAGGUAUGUAUUUGAUGAAUGAUUAGUGAUUGUAAUAGACUUCUUUAGCUUUUGCCCCUUUGUCUUUUCAUAAACUUAUACAUACAUUAUUAAGCACUUGAAUAGGACAAAAUUUGAAAGAAAAUUAAUGGUUCUGUAGAGUACUAUACUUGACCUACAUGGGAAAAACAUACAAGAUAAGAAGGUCUAUUAUCUAAUACUAGGCACAUACCAACACUGACCCAAAAAAGCAAUUUUUUGGACAGCCUGGCAAGACUUGUUCUAAAACUGUUUCAUUGGUUUGAUUUGAGAGUGGCACAUAUUUGAUAACUGACAUUAAAAUUUAAGGUUUAAAGAGUCAGCUAACCUCAAACAAAUUUAUUCUUAAAAUGUUCUUUAGGUUUAAAGGUUUACUCCAACUGGCCAACAUAUCCACAGCUGUAUGUUAAUGGGGAAUUAAUGGGAGGUCUGGAUAUCGUGAAGGUAAAGUUUUUAUCAUAGAAAUUGUGUCUUGUGUUCAUUUCAAUUGACAACAACUCUUUGAUCACAUUAAUAUUUUAUAAUUUUAACUGUGUGUUUAGCUAUGUAAACAACACCAUAACUAAAUUAUCUAUCCAAGGACACCCUUUUUUUCUGUAAUUUCUCAUUCACUAGAAAACUUCCAUCUUCUGUAAUUUGUCAUUUCUCAAUACACAGUCAUCAUUGCUGUCCCUUAUAGUACGCAGGACACUGUUCUCGUACAUUUUGUUUGAUAUGGCCUUGCUCUCCAAGAGUACCUCUAAUGCUUAGUGGAUAGACUGCCAACCCAGAGUUUAGGAGAUGAUGGAUUUAAAUCCCAUUAUGGACUCCGGAUUGUUUUGUCUGUUCCAUACUCAUGACGUCAUUAUGAUGACUUUGUCUUCCUUGUUCACUCCCAGUAUACUGCUUUCUGUUCAUCAUAUUGUGCCUGCAGUUAACUGAUGUGGCUGCCACACAGUGAUGUCCAAUCUCACCUCUCUGGUUCUUUCACAAUUCAGCCACUGGCUGCAAGAGAUGAAAAACUGGCACCAUUUCCUCUUCCAUUUCCAAUUGUUUCUUUAACUUAAGAGACAGCAAUCUUGUAUAGAUGCAGUAUGUGUAGGAUACAAGUACACAAAUACUACAGCUGCUUAGUACAAUAAUAUAUUUGUAUAAUAUCUUCCUUGUCCCAGGAACUGGCAGCAAGUGGGGAACUUGCCUCGACACUUCCAUCAGAAAAUGAUCUUAACAAAAGGUAACAACUACAGUAAUUCAUUUAGGAAGUGAAAAAUGAGACAACUUGUUUAAAAUUCAACUAGUUAUGCCAUGAAAUUCUAAUUAAUCAUCAGUCAUAAUGUGAGACAACAGUUUUUUCUUUUGUGAAUAGGCCAUUUGCACAAUGAUGUUAUUUUACUACUGUAACUAGAAUCCUUCAGGUUUUGCUUUCUUGUGCAAAUUACAGGUUGUAGGGCUUUUGAUGUAUUUAAACUUUUCUGAGAUUACCAAAUUUAAAUGUGAAAGGAAAAAUGAACAGGAUUCUGAUUGUUGUAGUAAAUUGACACCAUGUAGCGUUUUAGGACACCAGUAGACGCUAAGUCAAUCACACAGUUGGACAUAAAGUCAACAUGCUUUCUUUACUCCAUCUUCACUGCUUAACUUACGAUUCUAGUAUGAUGCUGGAUGCUAGUACCCAGUACAUCUCACACCAUCAUGCAAAUGGCCUGUUAUAAUGGUGCCACAGUUUUUCAAACCUUAUUGCUAACCAUUAUAUUUCAGGUUGCAGUCAUUGAUUUCAUCUGCUCCAGUGAUGGUGUUUAUGAAAGGAAAUGCAGAGGUAUCAGAUGUAUCUUAUUUGAUUAUUUGUUGUUAAAAUAAAUUGAAUACCUAGAUGCAAAAAGAUAUCAUGUCGUAUCUUUUCCAGCUAUUAACUGACUUGUAUUUGUGAUUUAUACUUAGGGUUCGUACAGAGUCUUGAAUUCAUUGAAAUUUUCCUAACAAUUUUCCAGACCUCGAAAAAAGUCUGGAAAAAUGGUGAAUAGUCUUGGUUUUUUUUUUCAAAAUUUUCGUUUUCAUCAAAUCUUAUUUAAUCUCACCCUUACGUUUGCUGUUCAUUAUAAAAAAAACUUUGUUCUGUUUAUCACCUGUUUGAUAACCUUCAGUUUGGAAAAAGAAAUUAUUGUUUGGAAAAAAAUAUGGAAAAAAGUCUUGAAUUUUGGUUCCAAAAAUCUGUAUGAACCCUGUAUACAUGUGUUUAUGUUAAUGUCUCGUUUUUCUGCAAUGCCAGAAGCAUUUUGUCAGAUUAGAAUUCAGUUUCUCUGCCUAUAUUAAUAGAAAUGAAUCUUUUGUUUAGGCUCCACGGUGUGGUUUCAGCAAAAAGAUGUGUGAGAUCUUGAAAAAAUACCCCAGGUCAGUUGUACAGGAAACAGAUAACUUCCCGGUGUGCAGCAUGGUAAAGUUACCUUACAAUACACCUUAAAUCCUAUUCACAAAACUUGAAGACUGGCUUUCACAGGCGGUGCAAGUAAACUUAUAGUUGUGCUUUCAUUUUUGCUUAAUUUAAAGUGACAAAAAUCACUAAUCAGCUUGUAUGAAGAAAGCAAUUUUAAAUCGUGUUUGUGAAACAGCUUCCCCUUUGGUGUUAACGGGGCGUAAAUUAUACACAAGUGAUCACAUCGUAUGUAAAACUCUUUCAGCUCUUCUCGCGUGAUUCACAGGAGCACAUGUGUUGGUUCUUUUUCUUAACCAUGGUUUUUUUUUUAGUGUCCAAUUCAAGUCUUUUGAUAUUUUGGAAGACCAAGAGGUAGGCAUUUUAAUUUUUCAAGAUCAGAAUCAUAUGAGCUGGCUAUUGUUUAAAAAUUGAGUGAAAAAUACUGGUGGCUGGGUAGAGGCAGCGACACUGAACAAUAUUCUUAAUUAUUGUGGUAAUGGGGUGUCAUUACUAAAAUAUCCUUUCUUCUAUUUUAGAUUUCCAAAGUCAAUGCCUUACAGCUUUACUUUUCAGGGUUUAUUCUAGAAAUUGGCCAAUGAGGGUCAAAUGGGCCCCCUUCUGCAAUUUCAGGGGGCCCUCUUUCAAGAAAAGGGGUCCAAGAAAGGGGGUUCCCCAAAAGGUACUUUGAACUUUAUAUUGGUAUUCAGUUUAUUGACGCUUUGCCGCCAUUUCGGAACAUUCUGGGCAACUGUAAAAGCGUGGGCUCGAAUUACUGCAGAAUCCCGGAUGUUUGUCUGGUGAAGUAAUGACUCCAACGAACAAGAGAAAGGCAAUUGAGACAGUAAGAGGCCAUAAAAGUUCAAAGUAAGCUUAUAGAGCGGCCGUCAAAUCAGUGUUGUUGUCAGUGAUGUUUUCGAAUACUUUAUUUUACAAAAAAAUAGUUCUUAUCCUUGGGUCUAUUUUUUUUUGGCGCGCACCAUUUGACGCGGCAAGGUCAAUUUUAUGGGGCAUUUUUUUCUUUCAAAUUGCGGAAAUCCCGCAAGGCCGCGCUCUAGAAUAAACCCUGCUUUUUAAAAAAUUAUUUUGUAUCUGAGAUAAUACUAUCCCUUAAUAACUACCACUGUGCUCGUGUCUCUUACAACUUACGCUAGUCUUCCCUUGAUACAUGUACCAUGUAGUUAGAGAGAUUUAGAGUCCCGCGUACGGUAAACAGCAAACGUCAGAUUCACGUUCAGAAAUUCUCAAAGAAGAAAAGGAGGGGAUAAAAACAUGAGCAGCUCGAAAUAAUUCUCAUGGAUAAAACUGGCGUGAAUCUACUGAUUUACGAGUAGUUAUAUUGAACAGUAAAAGUCGAUAUGUAGGCAAAACGUGGUCACCUGGUACAAAUUCACGUUUGCCAUUUGCCGUAAAGGUGACCCUAAAUCUGUCUAUUAUCACCCGGCAUCAGGUGCGUCAAGGCCUGAAGACUUUCUCCAACUGGCCUACAUAUCCACAAGUGUACGUGAAUGGAGAACUUAUCGGAGGCUUGGAUAUCAUCACGGUAAUAUGCUUUCCUUUCAUUUGAAAUACAAGAAGAUCUAGUCUACAGUUCAUCAGCCUCAACGCUUUUUUGUUUGUUUGUUGUUGUUUUGUUUGUUUAUUUAUUUUUUAAAGGGAAUAUCUUAGUUGAAAAACCCUUUCAGAUUUUAGUUUGUAUGAUGGAACAGGUCUCAAGCACCUUUAUGCGUACCUUGAAUUUACGGAGAGUAUUGAUUAUCUAGAAAAUAUAAUGUCAGCUCUGCAGUUGCAUUUUCCUUUUUUGACACGUCUGUAUUGGCUUCAGAUUCUCAGUGAUUAGAAUUCAUUAGAUUUUCCGUUUGUCUUUUAAUCAUUCAGUUUUAACUUACUCCAAUUUGAGAAAUUUGUAUACACGAAAAUGGCUUACCUCUAUGCUUCGGUCUAACGACGUAUGUUUCAUUUUUUUUGUAUUCAGGAACUAGAUCAAGGGGGUGAACUCGAAAGCGCGCUGAACGGUUGAGAUCAAAAAUCAGUCCUGGCAAACCGACAGCUAACAAGAUCAACAAAAUCGUAACAGGAGACAAGCAGUAAUGUUGUUAUAAACUGAUCGUUUUGGGUGCAAGAAAGUUAAUUUAAGACAGAACAGUAAACAAAUAUCCGUGCAAACGUGUGACAAGUGUCGUGAAGUUGUUUUAACCUGUGCUUUCAAACCUGGUUGUGACUUCAGUUCCGUUAAGGGGAUUGUGAUCGCCCUCUCGUCGUGAAAUUCGUCGCGCAUGCGUAUCAGAGGUGUUUCUAUGGGAUUGUCCCGACCGUUUGAACACAUUUUUGAGACGUCCCGUGCGAUUGACGCGAUCCGCCUGGGUUCUGGGUUCUGGGUUCUUGCUUCAUUUAAGUAGCAUCCAUAGCGCAGUCAUUUUCGUUUUUGCCGGCUUACUGCCAUGACAGAAUGACAAGCGCAGUAGUUUAGGUGUUGUGCUUAUGGAAACGCUCUGCGUGUGUUUAGUGGAAAAGAUGUUCACAAAUCUGAGAAAACGUGGAUGACGAAAAACACACCUUUGCGAUUAUCAUGCCCUACUUGUUCAAAAGGUGGAUAGCGCUAUUCAACAUUCACACAACUGUAGCUAUAAAGCUUGCAUUUUUUAGUGAGAGAUUAGUUUGGUCUUUCUCAUUUGAGCCGAGUUUAUGAUAAUUAUGAGGAAGUUACACGUUUCUGGUCUAACAUAUUUCUGAUUUAUUGUAGAAGGUUUUCAAUGGAAUUAAAUUGUUGAG
Molecule: messenger RNA, 10028 nt
Organism: Porites lobata
Lineage: Eukaryota; Metazoa; Cnidaria; Anthozoa; Scleractinia; Poritidae
Source: the annotation of a GenBank genome assembly